Dendrobium catenatum is the source of this 765-nucleotide messenger RNA. RefSeq lists its product as uncharacterized. NCBI's taxonomy places the organism in Eukaryota, Viridiplantae, Streptophyta, Magnoliopsida, Asparagales, Orchidaceae. The record is from RefSeq and is a predicted model, not a curated record. Bases 189 to 521 code for a protein of 110 amino acids. The transcript has a single exon.
UCAGCUUGUUUUUAAGUAACAGACAAAUUCCCUUAAAGCAAGGAGCAAAUUCAGCAUAUUAUUCUUUAAUCUGCUUCAGUCAUACAGUCUAAAUUAGAUAAAUUUAUAUCAUUUUUCUUCUUUAAAAGGCCUCUCCUCAACCUCUCCAACUCCUCUUCUACUUUGAAAGCUCCUUCAAAGACUCAGUAAUGGAGGUAGACUCAGUAAACUGCGAGUGCUGUGGUUUAAGAGAAGAGUGUACAGAGGAAUACAUAAGCCAGGUGAAGGCAAAUUUUGAAGGAAAAUGGCUUUGUGGUCUGUGCUCUGAAGCAGUGAGAGAUGAGAUCAAGAAUGGAUGGAAGAAGGAAUACAAUGGAACUGAGGCUGCUUUGAAGGCUCAUAUGUCAUUCUGUAGUAAAUAUAAGACGAACCCAGCAAUUCUGGUUGCAGAUGGUAUGAGGCUGAUGCUGAGAAGGAGGUCAAGGGAUCUCUCGGCUUCCACGGCGACUUCUGUUUCACCGUCGUCGUCGAAGAAGAAGUAGGAGAGGUCUUUAUCUCUUUACUCUUCUUGCAGAUUGUUUCACAGGAGAGGUUGCUUUGAUUUGGAAUAAUGUUAAGAGUGUUUAACUUAAGCUAUGUAUUUUUUUGAAUUCAAUACUUCAUUAAGUUGCUAUUGCUAUGUACAGAGAAGAAACGAGAUUAAGUUUAAGUACUUAUGAGUUACAAUCCUUAGAAUCCAAGCUUGGCUAGUUUUCUCAUCUUUAGUUUUUGGCUUAGAGAAGGAAG